Messenger RNA from Sinocyclocheilus rhinocerous, 476 nucleotides. Its product is annotated as nicotinamide riboside kinase 1-like. The coding region runs from base 99 to 476 and encodes 125 amino acids. The transcript has 5 exons. The record is from RefSeq and is a predicted model, not a curated record. NCBI's taxonomy places the organism in Eukaryota, Metazoa, Chordata, Actinopteri, Cypriniformes, Cyprinidae.
CCAAUCGUUUGCAAAUAUACUCGGUCUUAAAUGCAUGCAUCUCGCUGCUUAACAAAAGUUGAAAUGUUGAAAACAUACGUUGAAAAAAUUGACUUAAAAUGAGAAAAUUUAUCUUAGGAAUUGAUGGGAUGACAAAUGGAGGAAAGACGAGUAAAAGCCUCCAGGAGCUUCUGCAAAACAACUUAUUUCUCAAGACAACUUUUUCAAGGCCACUUAAUAGCUUGUUCAACAAGAGGUACUUCCUGCAGAUCCCUUAUGAGACGUGUAAAGAGAGAAGAAGCUCAAGAGUCUAUGUGCCUCCGGAUCCACCAGGCUACUUUGAUGGAUAUGUCUGGCCCAUGUACUUGAAAAACAGAAAAGCAAUGGAAGAAACUGUAAAUGACAUAGUGUUUCUGGAUGGCACACAGAAGAGCGAGACGUUGCUCUCAACUGUUCUUGCAGACAUUCAGGAAAUGUUUAUGGUUAUACAGAGAUGA